UUUUUUAUCACUCGGUUUUUUUUUCUUCUCUCUUUUUUUUGAUUUUGAUUUUCUUUUGUUUUUCUUUUUUUCUUUCCUCUGUAUGCACGAAAAACCUUCCAUACAAAAUGAUCCAUCGCUUAGUAUGCGUAAAUCACAGUCAAGAUCGUUGGUAGCAAAGUUCGAACUAGGUAUGCUCAAAAAAAUAAUGUGAGUGGAUUGCCCGUGAUGCGUUGCUAAAGAUAUGGGGGUUUUUGCAGAAAUCUCAGGCACUGUAUGUUGCUUGUUACUACUGGCUUACAUGUGCGGGUCAUCGUUUGCUUCGAAAUGUCUAUUCUUGUCUUACCAAGUGGCCCCAAACGCCUACACCAAAGGGAUCAAUGAUUUGUACUUUGUCAUCUUGUGGAUCGUUAUUUUCGUUUUUCUCCGUGCCGCGCUUAUGCGUUAUGUCUUUUCGCCUGUUGCCGUUGCGUAUCAUGUAUCAUCCACUGGAAAAAGGCAGCGUUUGGAAGAGCAAGGGUUUAUGUUCACUUAUUAUUCCAUAUUUUGGGUUUAUGGCAUGGUUCUCAUGUAUAACAGUCCGUACUGGUUCAACACCAAAUAUUACUGGAUUGAUUACCCUCACAUACCCAUUACCGGUGCGAUGAAGAGUUAUUAUCUGAUGCAAUUGGGGUUCUACUUCCAGCAGAUUUAUGUGUUGCACGUAGAAAAACGACGCAAGGAUCAUUUUCCUAUGCUUCUCCAUCAUAUUAUAACCAUUGCUUUGAUCGGAUCAAGUUAUUGCGGCAAUUUUACUCGCGUGGGAAAUGCUGUACUUUGUACGAUGGAUGUGGCCGAUAUCUUACUUUCCCUUGCCAAGAUUCUAAAAUACCUAAACUUUACAACCCUCUGUGAUUAUCUUUUCGCCGCAUUUGCCAUCUCGUGGCCAAUCACCCGCCAAUUUUUCUUAUCGGCCAUUGUUUGGUCUAUAGCAGCUGAACUUCCGUUGUAUAUCGAGAUGAAGUGGGAUCCAGCCAAUGGCAAAUACAUGAAUUCUUUGAUGCACAAGGUUUACUUGACCUUGUUUGCUGCGUUGAAUAUCAUCAUGGUCUACUGGUUUAUCAUGAUCCUCAAGGUCCUCUGGAAGGUAAUCCAAGGACGGAAACCGGAAGAUACCCGCAGUGACGAUGAGGAAGAAGGCCAAGCGCCUCGAAAACAAAAGUAAAUACCUCGCAAUGCUUUCACAUCAGAAAUCUCCCGCCCCUCUCCCCUCUAAUCCACGUUUCAAUCCCACGCUAGAAAUAUCACGACCAGCAAGGCUGCUUAAUCACCCCCAUUUACUUUUCUUAUAUAUCUUUGGCAUUGACUGUAAAUGAUAAUCAUUCU
Molecule: messenger RNA, 1344 nt
Organism: Radiomyces spectabilis
Lineage: Eukaryota; Fungi; Mucoromycota; Mucoromycetes; Mucorales; Radiomycetaceae
Product: longevity assurance proteins LAG1/LAC1
Exons: 4
Coding region: 224-1183 (319 amino acids)
Biological process (GO): ceramide biosynthetic process
Cellular component (GO): membrane
Molecular function (GO): sphingosine N-acyltransferase activity
Source: RefSeq, a predicted model, not a curated record